UAAGUAUUAACGCCAAGGGAGAGACAUAAAGCCAUUCGCACACUGAACGUCGGCUGUGGCGAUACCGUCUUAAAUUAAUAUUUAUUAUUAUUUAUAAUGUCUAAGGGCAUCGAAGUUUUGCGUAACUUGGUCGGUGUUACCGUGCUGUGUAUUUGUUUCCAUGGCACUUUGCAAUUGGUACCUUUGCCUGACUUCAUCCAUCCCUGCGCCGAGUUAACAGAUGAAUGUUUCACAAAAGCAACCCUGGAUGCACUCCCGGGCGUGGUCAAAGGCAUCCCGGAGGCCGAAAUACCGCCACUCGAUCCGUUAUACCUAGAUAGAAACAUUACUAUGAAUUUACCGGGGAAUGUUAAAAUGACUUUCCAUAACGGAAAAUUGACGGGACUAAGCACUUGUAUACCGGACAAGGUUUCAUCUCGACGUGAAAAACGAACGUUUAUUUUCGAUAUGCACUGUAACUUCACAAUUAAAGGACAAUACAGCAUCCUUGGAAGAAUUCUGCUUUUCAAUCUCGACACAGAGGGCAGUGCUAAAAUCAAAAUAUGGAAUCAACGUAUUCACUUGGAAGUAUUAGAAAAAGUCGUAAAAGACAAAAAUGGGGUCGGACAUUACAAAAUAAACUCUUAUAAAUACAAGGCUGACUACGGUUCUGAUCUCAAACUUAAUCUUACAAACCUCUUUAGAGGCAGUCCACAAAUAAGCGCUAACAUCUUGGAAGUUCUAAAUUCGAACGCUCAACUCGUCGCCCAGGAGUUCGGAGGGCCUAUUCUCGACUAUGCCAUAGACUACGCUAUGAACGUUACCCAACGUUUCUUUAGCACCUACACCUAUGAUCAAAUAAGCAAAGUACCACUAACCGAGGAAUUCUUCGAAGAUGAUUAACUUAACAU
Messenger RNA from Nymphalis io (European peacock), 890 nucleotides. RefSeq lists its product as uncharacterized. The transcript is spliced from 5 exons. NCBI's taxonomy places the organism in Eukaryota, Metazoa, Arthropoda, Insecta, Lepidoptera, Nymphalidae. The coding region runs from base 97 to 882 and encodes 261 amino acids. The record is from RefSeq and is a predicted model, not a curated record.